This is a messenger RNA of Dermacentor silvarum, 1442 nucleotides long. Its product is annotated as nuclear FMR1 interacting protein 1-like. Gene Ontology annotation, molecular function: RNA binding. The transcript has 2 exons. Gene Ontology annotation, biological process: box C/D snoRNP assembly. The record is from RefSeq and is a predicted model, not a curated record. NCBI's taxonomy places the organism in Eukaryota, Metazoa, Arthropoda, Arachnida, Ixodida, Ixodidae. The coding region runs from base 178 to 1311 and encodes 377 amino acids. Gene Ontology annotation, cellular component: nucleus.
UCAUAUCGUGACGAUCGUGCGGCGCUUUGACCGCAUGGCGGCAGCCAGGGGUAGAAAGUAUUUCUCAUGCACGUGCGCGUGAUGGUUGGCGUAAAGUUAAUCGCGUGAAACGUGUGCUUCUCUUAGCAUUGGGCCAAGGAGGCGUUGAUUGGGCUCACCCGCUCUGUAGGACCAUAGAUGCUCAUUCUACCAAUGGCUGCUGUUGAGAAAUGCGUACUGGACAACCCGUUCCGUCCCGCAUCUACUUCAAAUGGAGACGCGUCGCCGGGUCCCUGCGUUGUCGGCGACGGCUGCUUCGGGAUCCCUGCUCUGUCAAACGGCGUCGACGGAGAAUCUUCUCGGCAACAGCGCGCUGGCACCGUCCAAAGGGGAUUCAAGCGACCUUUACCGGCGUGGGACUUCUGCUGCGGCAACUGCGAUCAAGGCUUCGCAAGCCAGGCGGAGCUCUCCGUCCACUGCGCUGAGCACGUUUCAUGUCCGAGGGAUGACUGCGACUUUGCGGCCAGCCCGGCGGUCGUAGCGCUCCACGAAAAGCUGCAGCACGACAGCACGUUUAUUCGGCGCACUGCCUCCGUCGGCACCGACGAAGACCUGGAAGAGUGGCGUCGCCAACGCCGGCUGCGCUAUCCGACGUUGCGGAACAUCGAGGCAAAGAAGGCGGCCGAGGCGGAGCGGCAGGCGCGCCACGAAAUCAUCCGUGACGACGCCCGCGGCCGACGCCGCCAGCGUAACAACAAGCGUCGCCAGCGCGCACGCCGACGCGCCUCACCGCACAGUCGCACUCCUCGGCCACAGCAACCGCCGUGUCAGCGGGCACCUUCACCUGUCAAGGAAGAGCUCUCACCGUGCGAAGAUUUGCAAGACAAGCCACCGCCGGACCAGAUUACGGAUUCGGACUCCGACAGCGAGCAGCGUAGCGCGAAAGCAGCGGACCCACCCGCGUCUCCACCUUUGGUGAGCGGUGCUUUGGCUUCGCUCAUGGCCUGCUACAACAGUGGAAGCGACGACGACGAACCGCCCAGCGAGGAACCGCUAGGGCAACCGAUGCAGCGGGAGGCGGCGCCGCAGGAGCAGCCACCUCCGCCGACCGAAGUCGUGUCAGCGAAACCAGCCGGCCCUGUAGCGCGAGGAAAGACGACGCCACCACCGCGAAAGACAUGCUGGCCCCCCCGGAGGAAGUUGACGCUCUUGGAGCGACUACUGGCACCCGAAGUGCGCCAUGAACGCAACGUGAUACUGCAGUGUGUGCACUACGUCGUCGACAAUGACUUCUUUGGUCAGGCAGGGCCCAAGAAGGACAUGAGCGACUAGCUUGGAACCACUGCAGUGCUCAGCCACCAAGUGGAGCGCAUGCAACAACUCGGGGUUUUCUAAACAGGGGCAUACUUUUGGCCUAUAUGCACUGCACGUGCAGUGUGGUAAUACAGUGCAUGCCACCACGA